AUGGUCCAAGCUAAGACGUGGAUCCUGACCAAACACUUUGACGGCUUCCCCAAGGAAAGCGACUUCCAACUCAAAGUGGAGGAGCUCCCCGAGCCCAAAGACGGACAGGUGCUUUUGGAAGCGUUGUUUCUCAGUGUUGACCCUUACAUGAGGUGGGUGAAACUUCGCAUGAAAGAAGGAGACGUGAUGAUCGGAAGUCAAGUGGCCAAGGUGAUCCAGAGCAAAAACAAAGCCUUUCCAGUCGGGACCCACGUGGUAGGGCGUGGCGGAUGGAGAACGCACACCAUCUCGGACGGGUCUGACCUGGUGCCCAUCAUGGCUGACUGGCCUAAGGACGUCUCGCUGUCCUUGGCUCUGGGCACUGUGGGCAUGCCUGGGCUGACGGCUCUGUACGGAAUCGAAGAAGUCCUGGCGCUGAAGUCCGGCGAAACCUUGCUUGUCAAUGCAGCGGCAGGGGCGGUGGGCUCGGUGGUGGGGCAGAUCGCCAAAAUCAAGGGCUGCAAAGUAGUGGGUUCGGCGGGGUCCGACGCCAAAGUGGCCUUCCUCAAAGAGCUGGGCUUUGACCAGGCUUUCAACUACAAAACCGUACCGUCCCUGGACGAAGCCCUCAGGAAAGCUGCUCCUGAAGGAUACGACUGUUUUUUUGAAAACGUGGGAGGUGCGUUCUCCAGCGUCGCCCUGUCACAGAUGAAAGAUUUCGGAAGAAUAGCCGUGUGUGGAAGUAUAUCCACGUAUAAUGACAUAGAAUCUCAGACAGGUCCAUAUCCUCAAAUGACCAUGAUCUUCAAGCAGCUGAAGAUGGAGGGGUUCAUGCAAAGCAGAUGGCAGGCAAAGCACCCAGAGUCCUUGAAGAGACUCAUGGGUUGGUUGAAAGAGGGUAAAGUGCAGAGUCGCGAGCACGUCACCAAGGGCUUUGAAAACAUGCCGGCGGCUUUCAUGGGAAUGCUGCGAGGUGAAAACACCGGCAAGGCCAUAGUGGCAGUCUGA
Messenger RNA from Nerophis lumbriciformis (worm pipefish), 987 nucleotides. The record is from RefSeq and is a predicted model, not a curated record. NCBI's taxonomy places the organism in Eukaryota, Metazoa, Chordata, Actinopteri, Syngnathiformes, Syngnathidae.